Dicrocoelium dendriticum is the source of this 396-nucleotide messenger RNA. The record is from the annotation of a GenBank genome assembly. NCBI's taxonomy places the organism in Eukaryota, Metazoa, Platyhelminthes, Trematoda, Plagiorchiida, Dicrocoeliidae.
AUGGAUGCUAUAAGCUUUGUCUUGGGUGAGAACACUAGACAUCUUCGUGUCCGUCGGCUGAACAGUGUCAGAGUUGAUGAAUACGCCGCCGCUUUAGACAAAAUUCAUAUUUUCAUGAAAGUGAAAAAUUUCCUCGUGUUCCAAGGCGCUGUGGAAAGCAUCGCGAUGAAGAAUGCCAGAGAACGUUGCCAAAUGUUCGAAGAAAUCAGCAAGUCUGCCGAACUGAAAGAAGAGUACGAUAAUGCGAAGCUGGAGAUGCAUAAGCUCGAGGAAAAUACUACCUUUAAUUUAAACAAAAAGAAGAAUAUCGUUGCUGAAAGGAAGGAGGCUAAAUUCGAAAUCGAUGAGGCGGAAAGAUACCGAAAGCUACAGCAUGACCUCGUAAGCCUACUCUGA